This is a messenger RNA of Mitosporidium daphniae, 1527 nucleotides long. RefSeq lists its product as uncharacterized. The record is from RefSeq and is a predicted model, not a curated record. Gene Ontology annotation, biological process: error-prone translesion synthesis. Gene Ontology annotation, molecular function: DNA-directed DNA polymerase activity. NCBI's taxonomy places the organism in Eukaryota, Fungi, Microsporidia. The transcript has 6 exons. Gene Ontology annotation, cellular component: nucleus. Bases 1 to 1527 code for a protein of 508 amino acids.
AUGGACAUGAGAAUGAUUAAAAGAUUUGAAAUUAAAAACUUGGAUGUCCGGUUUGCAAACUAUUUUCCAACUGUUGCAUUUGAAAUUAAAUUGCCUCCAUGCAUUGGCCCCGUUGAGAAGGGGCAACGUAAAAUGAAACCCAAUGAAGGCGUUCAGAAGCCCAUUUAUGGAUUUGAACAGUCGUUUCUACACAAGUCUGGUGUUCAAAAUGUUGACAAGUCAUCUAUAAGCUCGUUGAUCAAGUCCAUCACAGCGGGGUCAAAGUUCCAGCACUCGAUAGAUGCAAAGGCAAGACGGAUUUCUGCGCAAGUUGAAGACUUGAAAAUGAGACUUAUAAACAUCAGGCAAACCCAGUGUCUCCACAAUGAUUCGACUGUGGAAGCAGCCAUAAAAAAGGCAACUGCAAAAAGCGAGUCUGUUCUGCAAUCAGAGACAUACUUUAUGCAUUUGGAUAUGGACGCGUUUUACGCCUCCAUUGAAGAGCUGCUUAACCCCGGUUUGGCUGCCAUUCCGAUGGCAGUUGGCCACCUAUCAAUGCUAUCCACAGCAAAUUAUGCUGCUCGCAAAUACGGAAUCGCUUCUGCAAUGCCUGGAUAUAUUGCAAUGCGACUAUGUCCGGAUCUGGUAAUCCUUCCUGUUCGCAUGAAGAUAUACGAAGCGUAUGGCAUGCGCAUAAGACAAAUUCUUCGAAGGUAUGAUCCUAAGCUUCGCUCGCAUUCAUUUGACGAAGCAUCCUUAAAUCUAUCGCAUCUGUUAAAAAAUUCCACCAUAGAAGACCGGAGUAGACUGGUCACUCAAAUUAGGGAGGAGAUUUUAUUGGAAACCGGCCUUGUCUCCUCUGCUGGUAUGGCUUACUGUAGGACCCUUGCAAAGAUCUCUUCAAAUGUAAAUAAACCAAAUGGGCAAUUCUUGCUGCCAUCGUCGCUUGAAUACAUUAAAGACUGGCUAUCAACACAGUCGAUAAGAAAACUUCCUGGCAUUGGCCCUGUUUCGGAGCAAAUUCUUGGCACCGCAUUUGAAAUCCGUACUUGUGGCGACAUUUUCCAAAACCGAUACAAGCUGGCCCUGAUAUAUGCUGAUGACCCGAACUAUUGGCAAGGACUUUUGUUUUCUGCUCUGGGACUGUAUUCGACUAGGAGUGAUGAUCAUGAUGAACAAGAUGGCUUUGAAGACGAUCAAGAGGAGGGUAAUUGUUUGGGGAUUCAGAAGAGCAUUAGUGUUGAUAGGUCCUUUCAGCCUACCACCGAUAUUUCUGUGUUGAGAAACACUUCAAUUGAAAUUUUAAAGGAGGUUAUUUUUGAUGCCCUCUCUCGAAUGCCUGCUAACAUGCUUUGUUGUACGCUAACACUUCGUAUCCCAGACGACAAGAGACCCUGUUCCAUUGGACGACUUAUCGAGCUCGUAUUCGAAGUUGGAACCUCUAUCUCAGCAGCUGUUGGAUUCAAUUUUGGGGCUUUAUCCACUCCGACUGAUCGGCUUUCGGCUUUCAAACUUUGCCACGCAGCCCCCUUUGGUGAUGAGAGUUGA